Aplysia californica (California sea hare) is the source of this 20238-nucleotide messenger RNA. RefSeq names its product apolipoprotein E receptor. The record is from RefSeq and is a predicted model, not a curated record. Lineage: Eukaryota; Metazoa; Mollusca; Gastropoda; Aplysiida; Aplysiidae. Gene Ontology annotation, molecular function: protein binding; calcium ion binding.
AUGGUGGUAGCCCCAGCCUGGGCUCAGGUUGCCAGGCUCCGGGUCUGUUCCGCUGCCAGGCGGGGAAAGGCGUGCCGGCCAAGUGUAUCCCCCAGAACUGGCGCUGUGACGGGGACAGAGACUGCCCGUUGGGCGAGGACGAGACAAACUGCACCGUGGUCCAGUGCGGCAGUGAGCAGUUCCGGUGUAACCGGUCCCACGUACUAGCCUGUGUGCCCAAGGCCUGGAAGUGUGAUGGCGAGCCCGACUGUGACCAGGGCGAGGACGAGGCCGCCGACCUCUGUGGGAUCGUUAAGAAAGGAUCCCGUUCUCGAGAUUUGAACGAAUGUGAGUACGACUCGUUCUGCGACCAGAUGUGUGUGAAUCAUGUACCAGGCUAUAGCUGCUCCUGCCUGCCAGGAUACCAACUGGUCGGGAAGGGGUUGUGUCAGAUCCCAGAGGACUCUUCAGCCAAGUUAGUGGUAGCCAACUAUUUCAAUGUGGAGUUAUCAACUCUCAAUAAGGGCUUGGACGGCUUGAGUUCUACUGGGCAGCAGGAGAUACCUGGACAUCGGGUCACAGCUCUCGAUGUGGAUGUGGCCAACAACACUGUGUGCUGGAUCACCUACAUGCCCAAGGACAAAUCUUCAAGAUUCUGGUGUGCCAACGUGGUCAAGCCAACGGAGACCUGGGAAGUACCCCUGCCCUUCAGCCUGGACAGUGUUCGCUAUGUGGCCAAGGACUGGCUGUCUGGUAACUGGUAUUUCUCUGAUGAGACUCGUCAGAUGAUCUUCAUGUGCAAUGCUCUGGGCGACUACUGCCAGAUCGUGCUGUCUGUUGGGGUGAAGCGGCCUAAAAGUAUCGUAGUGGACCCCACCAAAGGAUACCUCUUUUACUCUGACUGGUCUUCCACUGCCAAAAUUGGCCGUAUGAAUCUGGAUGGCUCUGAGCUGAAAAUUUUGGCAAGCAACAAGCUGACUCACCCCAAUGGCCUGACGGUGGAUCUGGCUAAGUCGCAGCUGUAUUGGGCUGACUCUUUCCUCAAUGUGGUGGAACGUGUUGACUACCAGGGGAACACGAGGACGAUCAUCGCCAAGGGAAACGAUGUGGCACACAUCUUUGGCAUGACUAUCCUAGAGAACUAUCUGUACGUGGCCAACCACCUCAACAACAGCAUAAUCCGCGUCCACCGCUACAACACCAGUGUCCCCAACCGCGUGGUCAGCACCAUGACCAAACCCGCAUCCAUGAAGAUCUUCCAUCCUGUUGCUCAGACUUUUGACCAGGCAGAUCUGUGCACCAAAGUGAAGUGUGAGCACUUGUGUGUCCCGAUUCCCAGUAGUGGUGGGCCGACGUCUGUGAACGCUUCCUGUAUGUGUCGCCUGGGCUUUGUGAAAAUUGACGGAAAGUGCCAGGCGGUCACCUCCUCCAGGUUUCUCCUGCUGACCAAUGUGAGACAAGGGAUGGUCCACACGGUGUCUGUUGACCCAGGCCAGGCUCCCAGAGACCUGUACCCUCCCAUCAACAACUUGGCACAGCCCAACGCUGUGGACUUUGAUGCCUCCAAAGAGUACAUCUACUUUGCUGAUGUUUUCUCCUCGACUGUUGGAAGGAGGAAGUUCAAUUCUGAUGAACCGGUGGAAAUCUUGCCGAUCAAAGGUCUCAACUGUGAUGGUCUAGCUGUGGACUGGGUUGGUCAAAACCUGUACUGUGCUGACCAUGGGCGGAGCAAGAUCUUUGCCGUCAGUCUGCGGGACAUGAGUCAAGUGACCACUAUACUGGAUGCAAGCAAAGUGGACGGCAUGAGCUUCAGUCCAAAGGCUCUAGCUGUAGAUCCCCUCAAUGGGUUCCUGUAUUGGACCAACUGGGCGUUGCCAGUGGGGAACGGCAGUGUGAGUUGCUCGGGUCUGGACGGUAGUCAGCCCACAGAGCUCCAGGAGGGAGGUUUCCACUGGCCACACGGAAUCUCCCUGGACGUUCCAGAGCAGAAACUUUAUGUCUCCGAUGCUUUCUAUGACAAGAUUGUCACAAUGAAGACUGACGGGUCCGAGAUGACGGAACUCAUCAGUUUCAAGGACAAUAACCAGUAUCCGUUUGGGAUCAGCAAAGUGGACAAUCUUCUGGUGUGGGCUGAGUCAAUGAACGGCAGCCUCAUGCAGUUGGACCUGGACACUGGCUACAGUUCUGUCCUGCGCAAUAACAGUGCCCCUAUCCUGGAUGUGAAACUCUAUGACAGCAAACUACAAACACCACUAGCCAACCACCCAUGCUCCACCAACAAUGGAGGCUGCAGUGACCUGUGUCUGCUGACCCCUGAGGGUGGCCGAGUGUGUCGCUGUGCUGAUGGGAGAGAGACCUCUGACAAUGGGGUCACAUGUACUGGGAAAGUUUCAAGUCUGGGCUGUGCCCGGUCAGACGACUUCCAGUGUGAUGAUGGCCAGUGUGUCCGUGGCCACGCCAAGUGUAAUGGUAUAGUGGAGUGUGCUGACCGCUCGGAUGAAGCCAUAGACUCAGGGGCUAAGUGCAAUGUCAGCAUGCCCUGCAGCGAGGACAUGUUCAACUGCAACGGCUCUGAGUGCAUCUACAAGCACUUUGUCUGUGAUGGUGAUCAGGACUGCAAGUUUGGAGAGGAUGAAGAUGACGAGCUGUGUAAUUCCCACACAUGUGGCCCAGACCAUGUCCAGUGCCCGGGCAGCAAGCAGUGCAUCCACAGCUCAUGGCUGUGUGACGGGGAGAAGGACUGUCAGGACGGCUCAGACGAGGGCAACCAUUGCUGCACUGAUGGAGUUUGUGAGAAAGAGUCUUGUGGAGUAGACAUGUUCACCUGUUUUGACGGCCGCUGUAUUAACUUUGAGUUCCGCUGCGACAAUGAGUACGACUGUACAGAUCACUCAGAUGAGCUCAACUGUGACCACUGGUGUGAUCCAGUGCGAGAGUUCAAGUGCGUCAACGACAGCUUCUGCUUGUCCCAGAUUUUUGUCUGUGAUGGAGAACGCAACUGUCGUGACGGCUCGGAUGAACUCGACUGUGAGAUCCAUAAACACCCAUGUCACAGUGAUGAGUUUGCUUGCCAAGAUGGGACCUGUCUGCGCAAAGAAUUCCACUGUAACGGAAACAAGGACUGCUUUGAUGGCUCCGAUGAGUUUGAUUGUGCCAAAAACAUAUCUCUGAGCUCGAGGACGUGCCAUGCCACAGAGGUACUGUGUGACGACGGGUCCAAGUGUAUCCCAUCCUGGUGGAGGUGUGACAGAGAUCUUGACUGCCCUGACCACUCGGACGAGAAGGACUGCGUCAAGGAAUGUGUGCCGCCAAACUUUGCUUGUGUGAAGCACCCAAACAUUUGCCUGCCUCCGGAACGUCUAUGUGACAGCAAAAAUGACUGUCCUGACUACUCUGACGAGGGAAGACUUUGUGCGGUGGACAUCUGUGAAAAGUGGGACAUCUGUAGCCAGGAGUGCACCUUCCUUCAGCGUGAGCAUUACUGUUCCUGUCACAAGGGCUACACAUUGCAAGAAGACAAGUACAGCUGUAAGCCAGAUGAUGGUAAUCCAGUGUUCAUCAUCUUCUCCAACCGGCAUGAAAUCCGACGUCUGAACGUACAGGACAAGUCGGUGACCUCCCUGGUGUCUGGCCUCAGGAACACCAUUGCUCUCGACUUUCACUAUAACAAGUCGCUUCUCUUCUGGACGGAUGUCAUUGACGACAAGAUUUACCGCGGCACCAUCAGCAGCAACACUGUGAUCAACAUGGAGCCUGUCAUUGAGUUUGGCCUGGCCACCACAGAGGGUGUGGCCGUGGACUGGGUGGCCGACAACAUCUACUGGGUGGAGAGUAACCUGGACCAGAUAGAGGUGGCCAAGCUGGACGGGACCAACCGGGCCACGCUUGUGGCCAGCAACAUGACCAGUCCUCGGGCCAUCGUUCUGGACCCUAGUGUCGGCAAACUGUUUUGGACAGACUGGGAUGGGGCUUUCCCAAGAAUUGAAUCUUGCUCUAUGGCUGGUGAGGCUCACACUCGGAAAAUAAUCUAUGACAUCCGAGAACACAAGGGGGCUGGCUGGCCCAAUGGACUGGCGGUUGACUUUGAGUCAAAGAGGCUGUAUUGGGUAGAUGCCAGGCUAGACUCGAUCCACAGCAUCACAUAUGAGGGCGAGGACCACCACCUAAUCCUCAAGUCACACCGCAACCUGAACCACCCGUUCUCGGUGACAGUGUUUGAGCAUUAUGUCUACUGGACGGACUGGCGGUUCAACUCACUAGUUAUGGCCAACAAGUUCAAUGGUUCGGACGUGCAAGUCAUCCAGCGGACAUACACCCAACCGUUUGACCUGCAAGUCUUCCACAAGAUGAGGCAACCAGAAAUGUUCAACCCAUGUAAAGAUUCUCGCUGCAGCCACCUGUGUCUUAUUGGUGACAAACUGAUGCCGGUCUGCGGUUGUCCUCACAGAUACAAGCUGUCUGCCGAUGACAUCACGUGUGAACGGGACAACACAUUCCUUCUUUUUGCCAAAGAGAAUGAAAUCCGGGGUGUGGAUCUGGACAACGCACACCACAACGUUAUCCCAUCUAUUACUGUGCCUUUUGUGGAGAAUGCAUCUGCCAUCGACUAUAUGGAGGAGCAGCUGUACUGGACUGACAUGAAGAAGAAUGUCAUUUCAAGUGCUUUCCUCAAUGGCACAGGGAUCACAACUGUCAUUGACUCUGGGCUGUCCAACCCGCUGGCAUUUGCCAUUGACUGGAUGUCUCGCAAUAUGUAUUUUUCCUCCUACACGGAGACCGAAGCCUCCAUCUCUGUGGCUCAGCUGGAUGGAGCUUAUCGCAAGGAGAUUUACAAGAAAACGUACUCCAAGCCAAACUCCCUGGCUAUUCAUCCAUCCCUGGGGCUGAUGUUCUGGUCUGAUGUUGGUGGUGAGGCUCACACCAUUUGGAAAGCUCGCAUGGACGGCCAGCAUUCUAGGGUGUUUGUCACUGGAGACGAGGUCCAGAAACCAGCAAGCUUGACCCUUGACCUGGAUGCUGACCAUCUGUACUGGAUCAGCCGUGAUGCGGGGGCCAUCUUCUGGUGUAACAUUCGUGGCACAGAGUUGUGCCAGCCCCAGAGGAAGCAGGAAGUGCCCAUUGAGGCGCCCAUUUCCAUGACCAUCUACAAUAAGGUCAACAAGCUCAACAAGAAGGAGCAGGUCCUCUUCUACGCCAACUACACCAACAUCUUCAAGUACCAUAAUGGACAACAGAAGAUCAUGAGGAACGAUACGCCUACGAUCUACGACCUACGAGUUUACGACCCCAGCAGUCGGAAAGCAAAGGAGAACAACUGCACCAAGAACAAUGGUGGCUGUCAACAGCUGUGUCUGCCCUCUGGUGGCGGGCGGGUGUGCGCGUGUACCCUGGGUUACUGGGCCGACGGCAACUUUUGUAAAGGCAUCGACACGUUCCUGCUCUUUUCCCAAGCUUCGGAGAUCCAUGGGUUGACACUGAUCAACCAGACAGGUGCACUGGCCCCCAUCUCCAAGAUAUCACAGGCUGCCUCGGUGGACUUCCAUGCCAAGAAAGGCUACAUCUACUGGGUGGACAGUGACCGGCGUCUUAUCUCCCGGAUCAAGCGAGAUCUCAGUGGCCGCGAAACUGUUGUGUCGGAGGGCAUCUCAGGGGCGGAGUCGCUGGCUGUGGACUGGAUCGGAGAUAAUGUGUACUGGACUGACCAGGGCCAUGGUACCAUCGAAGUAGCCAAGCUGGAUGGCUCCAAGAGAUAUGUGCUCAUGCAUGAGAACAUUGAGAAACCAGGCUCCAUCAAGCUGCACCCAACCAAGGGCUACAUGUACUUCGCUGACAGAGGGAGUUACCCGAGGAUUGUGCGGGCUCGACUCGAUGGCUCUGAACGAGAAGACUUUGUUGUGUCCACCGAGGACAUGCCGGUCAAGUCGCCCUACGGUCUGGCCGUUGACUACGAGACGGAUGACCUCUUCUGGUGUGACAAGGACCUGAACAAGAUUGAGAGGGUCAGCCCUGCAGGGGAGAGGCAUACGCUGCUGGCGAUCAACCUCACCGACUGUAUGAGCUUGGCUGUGUACGGAGACGAUGUCUACUACGCAGACAGCACGGACCUGAACGGUUCCAUCAAGUACGUCCACAAGAACGGAGUGAAGGGUAUCCAAGUCCUCAAACAGAACAUCACCAACCUCAAGGACAUCAAGGUCUUCGACGCUAAAGUGCAAACAGGAAGCAAUAAAUGCAAAGAGAACAACGGAGGUUGCCAGGAGCUAUGUCUGUACCGUGGCGAGGGUGCCGCCACAUGUGCAUGCUCCUAUACUGAACUAGCUGAGGAUGGAAGGACUUGUCAAUCAUACGAUGCCUUCCUGCUGUACUCGGAGGUGACCUCUCUCAAGAGUCUCCUGCUGGACAACUCCACCAACCCUAAUGCCCCGCGCAAACCCAUCAGCAACGGGACUGGGAUGAAGAAUGUCAUUGGGCUAGCCUUUGACUACACGGCUCAACGAAUCUUCUUCAGUGACAUCCAGCAAGGCAAUAUUCAGUCAGUCUUCUUCAACGGAACAGGCUUCCAGAAAGUCAUGUCAGGAGUGGGCUCAGCAGAGGGCCUGGCCUUUGACCCAAUGCAGCAACACCUGUACUGGACCAGCUACUCGGGCUCCACAAUCAACCGCCUGAGCUUCAGCAAACAGAGCACCAUCAGCAACAGUCAUGAGAUAGUAGUGCAGCUGGACAGCCACGACCAUCCCCGAGACAUUGUGGUCAGUGCAUGCAAGAGACGUAUUUUCUGGACCAACUGGAGUGACCGACGUCCAUCCAUCCAGACGGCAAUCAUCAACAACCAGUGGAAAGGAAAAUUCAUCACAGAGUCCAUUAUUACGGACCAGAUCCGAACCCCCAAUGGCCUGGCCAUUGACCACCGUGAGCAGAAAUUGUACUGGUCAGAUGCCCGGCUGGACAAGAUUGAACGAUGCAACUUUGAUGGCACCGGCAGAGUGGUACAGUAGACCCAUGUCAUAACAACUCCUAUGGGUGUGCUGAAAUCUGCACCAUCGCUGAUAAUGGACAGCCCAUGUGUGAGUGUGGGAAAGACAAGAAGCUACUGCCCGAUGGAAAGCGAUGCGUGUUGGGCCUUGUGGAGAAUUGUGGGCUGGAUGACUUUGUGUGUGAGGACAGUCGCUGGUGUAUCUCCUAUGACAAGACCUGUAAUGGAGUAGCCGACUGCCUGGAUGCCAGUGACGAGUCUGAGCAGUUCUGCUCCACCAGGAAGUGCCCUGCGUCGUUCUUCUCUUGCUCGGGUCGCGGCAACCACCGCUGUGUUGCAAUGUCCUUGGUGUGUGAUGGCAAGAACGACUGCGGCGAUGGUUCGGACGAGAACUCCUGCCCGUGCGGCACCAAUGAGUUCCAGUGCGCUAAUGGCAUGUGCAUUCAGGACAAGUACAGAUGUGACUAUGACAAUGACUGCCCAGACCAUUCAGAUGAGAUUGGAUGCAACAACACCUGUGAGGAUGUGAAGAUCUCUGGCGUGAAGCACCAUGGCCUCAUCCCGUGCAAUACCACCUCAAUGUGCAUCUAUCCCAGCUGGGUCUGCGAUGGGAGCAAUGACUGCUGGGACAACAGUGAUGAGGCCAACUGUAACAACACUGGUUGUUCUGAUGAUGCUUUCAAGUGCGACAAUGGUCACUGCAUCCUGCCACAGUGGCGCUGCGACCAGGACCAGGAUUGUUCCGAUGGCUCGGACGAGGCCAACUGUACAGGUAUCAUGUGUGAGAAAGGACAACACGAAUGCCACAACGGCUGUAUCCCCCAGUCCUGGGUCUGUGACGGCCAUGUCGACUGCCACGAUAAUUCUGAUGAAGAUGAGGAUCUCUGCAAACAACACACGUGUUCGGAGGCCCAGUUCCGAUGUUCCACGGGUCGCUGUAUCCCACUUGAGUGGCUCUGUGAUGGAGACAGUGACUGCCCUGGAUCGGAGGAUGAACAAGAAGGCAACGCAACACACUGUGCCCCAGUCAAAUGUAACCCAGACCAGUUCAUGUGUCUGAACCGGCGUUGUAUCCUGUCCGAGUUUUACUGUGAUGGAGAGAAUGAUUGUCACGACAACUCAGACGAGCCAGAUACUUGUGUGUAUCAAGAGUGUGCUGAGGAUGAAUACCGAUGUGGCAGCAAGAACAAUUUCCACUGCAUCGGUGCUUCGAAGCGCUGCGACGGCAAGAUUGACUGCCGAGACCACUCAGACGAGAAAGACUGCCCCCGCCCUGGAGAGGCGGAUGGGAUCAAGAAUACGUGCAAGGACCCAUCCCAGUUCCAGUGUGACAACCUAAUGUGUAUUGAUGAGAAGUUGGUGUGUAACGGGAGGAACGACUGCCAGGACAACUCGGAUGAACCGUCCAUCUGUGGUCUGGAUGAGUGCAAGUCCAAGAAGUGGCCGCUGUGUGGGCCGAGGGGCAAGUGUAUUGACAAGAAGAUUGGCUACGAGUGUGAGUGCUACCCUGGCUAUCAGGUGGAGGCCCUGACCCCCAGCAGCAAGCCUGGCUCACACUAUAGGAAGUCAUGUGUUGACGUGGACGAGUGCAGUGUCAGUUUUCCCUGCAGCCAUUACUGUGACAACAAAGUGGGUUCCUUCUCCUGUAGGUGUGCUGAAGGCUACAGACUGCACUCGGAUGGGAGGACUUGUGUUGUUACUGAUGGUAUCCCGCCUCAGCUCCUGGUGUCGAACCGCUACCACCUGCGUCUUAUCAACACCAACAAGCUCAACCAGAUGUACACCCUGACCAGCAACCUGAGCAACUCUGUGGCUGUGGACUUUGACUGGCAGGAGCAGGUCGUCUUCUGGUCCGACAUCACACGAGAGAAGAGCAGUAUCUCCCGCAUGGCCUAUGACUUUAGGACACACAAGGCUGGGGAGGUGAAGUCUCUGCACAGCACCACAGUGCGUAAUCCUGACGGUUUGGCUGUAGACUGGGUUGGCCGCAACCUCUACUGGUGCGACAAGAACACAGAUACCAUUGAAGUCUCCCAGCUGGAUGGAAGGUACCGGAAAGUUCUGCUCCGAGAAGGACUUAAUGAGCCGCGAGCCCUAGAGGUGUUCCCUAAGAAGGGUCUCCUUUUCUUCACGGACUGGGGUGAUGUCCCUUACAUUGGUCGACUGAACAUGGAUGGCACGGGUAUGCGAAAGAUCAUCAAUGAGAGCAUCGCCUGGCCCAAUGCGCUCACCAUCGAUUAUAUCACGGAGAAGAUCUUCUGGGGCGACGGAAACCUCGACUACAUCGGCAUGGCUGAACUGGACGGUAGCAAUCCGCAGGUCAUUGGGAAUAACCGCAGGACACCGCAUAUUUUUGCACUGACUACAUUCCAAGGCUUUUUGUACUGGACAGACUGGGAGAGCAAAAGUGUCUUGACUGCACCUGUCUACACUGACACCAACGCCAAUAUUUCUAAGGUGGUCAGUGUACAGGACCGGCCCAUGGACAUCCAGAUCGUCCACCCACUUCGACAGGCUCCAGUUGUGGACAGGUUUGGCAAAAAUCCGUGCGAGUACAAGAACUGUGACAAGCUCUGCCUGCUGCGCCCAGGGACCCACGGUCAUGAGGUGGAAGCUGUCUGCGGCUGUCCAGAGCACUUCUACCUGGCUGCAGACGGAAGGUCUUGCAUUGAGAACUGUACCAGGACCCUAUUACUGUGCCCAUCACGGCAUGUUCCAGUGUGCCAGUGCCACUUCUGCCAAGGACUGUCUGCUGCCCCUACGGAUCUGUGACGGAGUUGCUCAGUGUCAGGAUGGCUCGGAUGAAAGCAACUGCUCUACGUACACAUGCAUGGAGCACUUUGUCAAGUGUCGUGCGGACAACAAAUGUAUCCCCAAGUCCCAGUUCUGUGACGGGGUUCCCCACUGCUCCGACCACGAAGAUGAACUCAACUGUGAGAACAAUUCUUGUCCUGAGAGUAUGUUUAACUGCACCAACGGCAAGUGUGUGCCUUAUGUGUGGAAAUGCGACAAUGACAACGACUGUGGGGACAACAGUGACGAGCCAGCUGACUGCAAGUCGGUCACUUGCAAGGAGGGUCACUUCAAGUGUAAGGGAACCGGCAAGUGUAUCCCAGAGCCAUGGAAGUGUGACGGGGAUCAGGACUGUGGUGAUGAUGAUGACUCUGAUGAGGCUCAGGACAUUUGCAGUACUCAGACUUGCAACCCCUCCAACUUCCGCUGCCUUAAUGGUCACUGCAUCCCUGGUCGAUGGCGCUGCGACAAUUACGAUGACUGCCAGGACCACUCGGACGAACAGGGCUGUGGUGUUCGCGAGUGUUAUGACAAUGAGUUCAAGUGCACCAACGGACGCUGUAUUCCUAAGUCACUGGCCUGCAAUGGCGUGACUGACUGUCCCGAUGGAAAUGAUGAAACCAGUUGCGAUCUGAAAUGCGACAAUGCGACAGAGUUCCAGUGCCAGCGACCGGCUGAGUGCAUCUCUCUGACCUGGAAGUGUGACGGAGAGAUUGACUGUGAGGAUGGCACGGACGAGUGGACCUGUCCUAACCGUGAGUGCUCCCAUCUGGAGUUCAAGUGCAGCAACUCUGUCUGUGUGCCAAAGCAGUUCCGAUGUGACAGUGACAAUGACUGCGGGGAUAACAGCGACGAGGAAAGAUGCGAUGAAAUUGCCUGCCCACCUGGUCGGUUCCGCUGCAAGGAUCACACGUGUAUCUGGAGCAGCAUGGUGUGUAACAAUGAGAAGGACUGCGCUGGUGGGGAGGAUGAGAGUCAUGACUUGUGCUCGUUUGUGAAGAACUGCACCUGGCCCAACGUGCUUUGUGAGUCCAAGCUGGAGUGUAUCCAGCCCAAGCAGGUCUGUGACUCGCACCAGGACUGUCUUGACGGCUCUGAUGAGGACAGCAAACUGUGCAACUCCCUGAACACGACUCGCACAGACAGCUGCAAAGAGUUCAACGGUGGCUGCGAGCACCAUUGUAAAGACACUCAGUAUGGCCCACAGUGUUCCUGCAAGAUCUACCACAAGCUCAACGCUGAUGGACUCUCCUGCUCUUUGGACAACCCGUGUGAGCACUACCAUGCCUGCUCCCAGCACUGUGAGUUCCACUCCUACAAGAUCAACUGUAGCUGUGAGAAAGGCUUUGAGCGGAGGAUCUUUGACAACAACGCCACCCUGUCCACCUGUGUUGCAACAGGAGAAGAGCCCCAUAUGCUGAUCGUAGAGAAAGGCAAUGUCCUGCUGAAGAGCCAGCUCAGUUCCUCUUCUGCACCCAAGGCUUUCAUCCCAAAGAAUGAGAGUAAUGUGAUCAUCUCCAUUGAUGUGGAUAUCGCCAAGGACACCGCCUUCUUCAUCAACCACACUGGAAUGACCUUUAACCUCAUGAAGCAGACGGAUCUGACCUGGUCAAGUCAGCAGAACAAGAGGAGGAGGAGGAGGAGUAUGGUCUCCUUUGCCAAACCUCCAGAAGCCCUGAAGACACCUGGCUUUGAGGUGCGCAGCGUUGCUGUGGACUGGGUGGCCAACAUGUUGUAUCUGACAGACGCCACCAACAAAGGCAUCUACGCCUGCAACUACAACUGUCAGCGUGGCAAGACGGUGGUGGAGGGCAACAUUGAUGAGCCUCACUCAGUGGUGGUGGAUCCCAUGGCGGGCUUCAUCUUCUGGACUGACCGUGGAAAUGUGCCAAAAAUAGAACGCAGCAACCUGGACGGUUCUGAGCGGCUAGUGGUUGUGUCCACUGAGAUGUCCUGGCCUAAUGGCCUGGCUGUGGACCGAGUGCGGCGCUGGCUGUACUGGGCCGACUCUAAGAAAAAGACCAUCGAGGUGGCCAAGUACGAUGGCACACGCAGACAGACUCUCUACUCAGCUAGGAUGUUCAAAGACGACCCGCCGUUCGCUGUGGAGGUGUUUGAGGACUACCUGUACGUGCUGACUUUGUACGAGGGCAAGGCCCUCAAACUGAGCAAGUUCCACGACUCUCUCGGCCUCCCUGCCCCCAAGGCCACACUCUUUUCCAUCCUGCACCACGUCAGGGAUUUAGUCAUCGUCCAGGAGAACAAGCAGCCCAAAGUGAGUUCCCACUGCAACAGCAGCACCUGCCCUGCCUCCCAGAUUUGCUUCAACACACCGGAGAAGGGCCACGUGUGUCACUGCCCAGAUAAGCCUGUCAUGGAGGAUGGAAACUGUUCUUCUGCGGCGGAGCCCACGUGUGAUGGCUACUGCCUCAAUGGGGGAGACUGUACCCAGGGCAAGGGAAAAGUCAAGUGCAGCUGCCGACAAGACUUCACAGGUGACCGCUGUGAGAAGUACGCCUGCACUGGUUACUGUCAAAAUGAUGGCAUCUGUGAGAUGAUCACUGGGGACUCGGGGAGAGAACCUCACUGCUUGUGUCCUCCCAACUACACAGGCAAGAAGUGCGAGACAGCACGGAAAGAGGACGAGUGGUGCUCCCAGGUGUGCAACAACCGCGGCAAGUGUGUCACCGAGAAGGGGGGUUAUGUCACCUGCAAGUGCUCACAAGGAUUUACAGGCAAGCGCUGUGAGCAGUGCACUGACUUCCACUGCCACAAUGGGGGCAAAUGUAUCAAGGACAAGCAGGGAGUGUCGUCGUGUGAGUGCCAGUUUGCCAGCCUUGACCCACAGUGUCUGCUACGCAACCCUUGCAUCGAGCUGUGUGCCUCUGGGGCCCCUGUGCGGCAUGGCAAGUGUAACUGUUCCUGUGGCCCGACCUAUCUCGCUGAUGACUGCAGCAGCAGCAGCAGCAACAACUGUGAAGGCUAUUGUGAGCACGGGACUUGCUCCAUUGUAAAUGGCAAGCGGAAGUGUUCAUGUGAUGAUGACAAGUACUACACAGGCGAGCGUUGCAAUGAGUGUCAGUGUGAGAAUGAAGGGAAGUGUGCCAAGAACCAAAAUGGGACCAUCAGCUGCGAGUGCAAGUUUGACUUCUCUGGUGACCUGUGCAAUGUAAAAGGAUCAGAGAUGGGCACGGCUGGCGGGUCUUCCGGUGGCACAAAUCCUCUUAUCAUCGUUAUUCCCAUCGUUGUUUGUCUGCUACUGAUCAUAGUCAUCGCCGUCAUCGUUGUUUUUGUCCUCAGAAAGAGAAAGAGGAGGACCUCCCAGUAUGGCCACAAACGUAUGGACGACAGGGGAGGCAACAUGAACGUCACCAACCCCGUCUACAUGAAGAGAGACGGUGAAGACGAUGAUGAGGAUGAGGAAGAUCCCUUGGCUUCAGGGCUCAUCUUUACUGGAGACGCGACUACAAACUUUGCCAAUCCAAUGUACGAUGUCUACAGCAGUGACAGCACGCAAAAGUUGCUGCGAGAAGAGAACCACAACUUUGACGACUUAUCUGUGCAGUACAUGGGCACGGAUCUUCCAGGAGAUGUGCCAGAGACGCGUUCCUCUGUGGCGUAGCGACACGUGCGGACAACGCAUGACGGAAGCUCAUGGGUGUACAGUGUGCUGUGUGACUGAGCAUGGAUGUGGGUGUGCUUGAGAUGUGUGAGGCAAAAGGAACUGAUGAUGAUAAGACAGUGUGUGUGUGUCUUUUUGUGUGUGUGUGUGAAUGUGCGUGUGCGUGUGCAUGAUAGCUGUGUAAGUGAGAUAUUUCCAGGUGUGUUGUAUAUUUGCUAAAGCAAUGAUGCAUAUAUAAUUAUCUUGUACAUUAGGCACUGAGGACUGAGAUGAGCCCUCAAAGGCUUUUGGCAUUCCAGAGAAGAGGGGAAGACAUUGACUGGAGCAAUACCUGUUUAUGGGAAGAGGAGGGGAGGGAGGGGAAGAAAUAUGAACAGAAGCUGUGGUGACUUGUCAGUUUAUACCCCCUGACCAGUGGCUGAUUCAGGCCCCUGGACGUUGUGUCAUGAUGAUGUAUGUGUUUGAUGUUAUGUGACCUUUUUUAAUUGUGUGUUCAGGACAGACAAGAGCUGUCCGUGUGAGGGACUGAUUUUUACAUCACUUUUUAGAAUGUAAAUGCUGCAGUGAUUGAAAUGUUGCCAUGUGAUUGAACUGUGAGAAAUGUUGGUGGGAUUUUGUCAUGUUUUCUUGGCUCCAGAGCGUUUUUGAUAUGCUGAGAGAAAUUGUUUUAGAAUUUUAUUCAACCUUAAAAUAUUGGCAAAAAUAUAGCAGAGAAGAGAUUAAUCAGGUCAGUUGGUUCUUGAAGGGUAAAUUAAACUGUAAAAGCUGGAGAUGUACAUACUGAUAAUCAUUGUUCAAGCGGCUCUGAAAAUAUUAAAUUUAGAUGCUAGUUGUUUUCCGGCACAAACAAUCAGUGAAUAUUGGUUAUUGAGAGUGGUGUUGUUAUUCCAUUGUAUCUUACAGCAGUCUGCUGGGUGUUCCCAUGCUUCCAGCUUUUCCCCACAUGCAGCCUCAAGUUUACCCAAAGAAUUGUUUGUUUCCCAACCUCCAGUCCUUCUUUCAUGGAACGGACAUGACCACUGGACUGUAAGUGCAAUGACAGAACGCUCCUCGUUAGUAAGCAUUACACCGUUUGUGACUGCUCUCAGUUAGUUUGUCCAUAGAGUGGAAGAAAGUGGUGGUGGAAUGAUUCCUUCAAUGACCUUCAUUUGUACGCAAGUGUUUGAUUGGGAUUUGUAAUACAGGGGAUAGGGGAUAUUUAUUGUGGGUUAAAGCAAAAAGACAAGCGCUAAAAUUGUGGUAAUGACCUUUGCUUGUUGAGAAAGUGUCACUAAUGCUUGUCCUGUUGGUCUGCCACACAAAUACCAUGCCCCCCUCCACCCCACCAUACACACACACCCUUGCCCUGCUAUACUUUCUACAAUGACCCUCACCACUUUGCCUCCCCAAAUUCUUUUGCUUUGUGUUCGUUGUUGACAUAUGAGCAACUUCCAUCUUGUAAGUGUAAAUGAUAAACAAACUUGCUGUUCCAUGGAAUCUGUUUACUUGUCCAUGUUUGUUUGCUAUUUUAUUUGAAGUAGCUUAUCAUUUGAUUGCAUUGAACUAUUAUUUCUAGUGAUACAUUUGGAAGUGUUUUUUAGAUUACAUUUUGCAUAGCUGUUGUAAAGGGAAUCACAUAGGUUCUUUAUUGACUUAGCCUCUGUUACCUCAGCUUUUGCUGUGUACAUUCCAGUUUCUGGGGACAGAUGGGACUCAAACGUGAAGGGUUUGUUAAUGAAAUCAUGUCUGUGCUGUAUAUCCUCAAGUGGUCAAAUUCUGGUACUGUCCCAGCCCCCUCCACCAUCCCUCUCCCCCUCCCCCUCACUGUGAUUCCCUGUGGCCAAGGUAUGGUGGCAGCUGUGAUGUGCUGUGUAUUGUCUGCUGUUUUCUCAGAGCUUCCAGUACAGUCUUGAGUGCACACUUCCUUCUGGUUGUCUUAUUUGCACAACAACAACAACAACAACAGUUUCAAAAUGUCAGCAUUGCCCAAUACCCUGUUUGUUUGACUGCAAUCGACUACUUUAGCCCGACAGAGGAGUUUCAUUUCAAAAUGUCUGCCUGCGCAAGUAGUUGUGUGUCCAUCAACAAUCAACAUUUCUUUUGUAGAUGAUUUGGUUUUAAAAUGUUUGCAGCUGCUAUCAAUAUUUACCUACAACAAAAGUGAUAAGGUUUUAAAACGUUUACAACGACUGUCCAUAUUUGCUAAAUAGAUGUCGGUGGCUUUCAAAAUAUGCUUAAAAGUUUGGGUUGUAGUCUGGAGUAACGAGCGCUGGCCAGUGUGUCAACUGUUAGGCGGAAGAGUGGGCUCGUCUGCUGUAUGCCCGAACAAAUGCAGGGAAGUGAAAUGUAUAGAAGAAACUGUAUACAAAGGUGUUUAGAACACUGAAACUCUUGUCUUUGCAUUUGCGUGGUAUCUUGUGUUUUUAAGGGUCAAUUGUUUUAAUAAGAGGUUUUUGUUUUCUCUUGAGUUCCCUCCUUGCUUGGACAUUGACAGGAGUCUUCCUGUUUUGCCAUUUGACAGUCGUCAUACUUACUCUGGUCUUAACAUGAUUCUUAUUGCUCUCCGUGACUAUUUUUAAAAAAUCACAUAGAAACUGAGAAGAAUUGCGUAUUAGCGUUAAUUUUCUUCCCUAGAGUUUUCUUCGCUGGUUCUGAGAUUAGCAUUUUCAAAAAGUUGUCUAUGUUGAGUUGACUGGACUAAAGUUUUAGCUAUAUUCACCACAGACUUCCAUCUCUCGACAAGUGUACUUUGGUUUUGCUUUUGGUUCUAAUUCUUAAGAAAGAAGUAUACACUUUUUUAUGUGUACACUUUGAAUGCUAUCUCAUUUUAUACAGAAAUCACUUGUAGUAACCGCAAGAUUUGUUUAGUUGGGGUUCUUUUAGGGGAAGGGGGUGGGGGGUGUCUAUUGUGACUUCAUGGUCUAUUGACCGCCAGAGUUGGAAGAACCUGUAGUGCUGCUGAAAGUCCCAGGUGCUGGCACAGAGACCCUUGACUAUGUUAGGUAGGGCGGUACAAUCUGUGUGGCCAUAAACUCCGCUUAUGCGCCCUGUUGGCGGUAUGUGCUUCAAGGUGGACAGCAUGAAUGAAAAAAAGACUAGUAGUAUUAUAGUAUAGCGUGUUAACUUUUACUGCACAGAAAUUAAAAGGCUUGAUGGAUUGCUGUGAGGGUGUGUGUAUAGAUUUGUGUAUUUCCUGUGUUUGCAAAAGUAAGACGGCGUGAGUGUAAGUGUGUGUGUGUCUGUGUCUGUGAGUUUGUAAAAAUAAGGCAGUGUAGACUGGCUUGUCCUGCCUUUUUAGGGCAUGGUUUUGAUUCUGAGGAUCAAGCAUCCCAUAUUCAAUGUGAUUUUUAGCCAUAUACUUUUAUAAGAGGUAUAUAUUGUUCUUAGCUGUGUUUUCUGUAAUGUAUCUAUUUUAAUUUGUUAUAUCGUAUAUAUAUAUAUACAAUGAUUUCUAUAUUUCCCAAAGAUUUCCCAAUUAACUUAACAUAUCAUAUUUUGUGUAACGUCUAGAUUUGUUGUCAAAGUAAUGAGCUCGCUGCUGUUGUGUAACAUAGUGAGUCCUGCACGUACAGAUGUGAGGUGAGUCAGUUGCCGCCUUUGUCUGUGUCAGCUGGCCUCGUGUUCUCGUGGUGUCACCACCUUAUCGUCGUCAAGCUGUUAAAAAUGUACUGAGACCAAGUAGCAAAAUAUUUCAGGAAAGAGAAAAAAACUGUUUCAUUCUUUUAGCAAAUUGUACCUCUACAUUAUGUAUUUUCUCUUGCUUUUUAAAAAAAAUUAAGAAUUUGAUUUUGGACAGAGUAUUCGGCUGUGGCUGGAAAUUCCGGCAUGAGAAACUUGCGUCGAUCUCCUGAAGCACGGGUUUCUUCAGUUUACCUAACAACUGUCUAAAAAAAGUCUGACUUUUUAACUCCGCUGCUCGAGUUCAAACAUAAAUCGACAGUACGUGGGUGUUUCAAUUAUCUUUUCAGGCAAAUUCCCUUGAGAUGCUAUGAGUUUGAAAGUUUUCAGGCAAAAUGGUUGUGACCAACUUUUACCCAUGAGAAUAUCUUGAGCACAUGCAACCUAUACUGCAGCUUUUAAUACUGUACUGUAAAAGCUGCAAUUUAAAAAGUGGUUAAAAUUUGGGGCCAAGUACAUCUGAACAGCUGAUGGAUGAUAUGAUGACGUUGUCAGUGCCAGUGUCAAAGAAUGUUGACAUGACUUCUGGUGAGGUGACAUUGGCUAGUGACGUCAGUACUUGGUGGGCCAGGGCUGUGUAGAGCAAUGUCUUUUGUGUUACGGUUUUGAGACUAGUGGGCGGGUUGUAACCAGUACAGAAACACUCACGGCAACAACAAAGGGGGGGAAUAGGGGAAGGGGAACGGGAAUAAAGAAUGGGCAUAUCAGAUGAUGAUGACAAUUUUGGAUAAAUGCAGUAAUCCAGUGAGGUGAUCAGCCCUGACUCUUCUUCAAGCUGUGUGCUACGACCGGAACAUCGCAAUGGGGGCAUGGGCAGAUGACACAAUAUCCCAUGCAUAUAUACCCUCACCCUCACGUCGACAUGUUCCCAAUGGGGACGUGUGUAGAUGACAACAUUAUCUCAUAUACAUGUCCUCAUCUGUCUGUGUGGGUCAGUUCUGUAUUAUCAUGGACAUGUGCAUGUAUUAUAAGUGUGUGCUGGUUUGUAUGUGUGCGAGUAGUAACUGCAGUCUUCUUACUCUAUAUAACAUUCCGUUGCUUCCUGGUUCCACACAGAUUUUUCCAUUAAUUUAUUCCUGGAAUUUCCACCUAUCUGAAGGCUGUGCCUGCAGCGCCGUACUCCGAAGUUUUAAUGUAAUGAGGACUCCGCAGUAAUGACACAUCAUGGCAGUCUAUGCUGGCUUCCCAUUUCCCGUUAUCAAACUUUUGUUUGUGGCAGGCAAGAAGGGGGGGGGGAGUGUAUGAGCUGGAGAGAUGUGGUGUAGAUUAGGGGGAAGUGGUGAGGGAGAGAUGAUAGAGGCACAGCUUGAGGAUGGAUUAAUUUUCCUCCUGCAAAUUUUCUCCCUCUAUCCAGGCUUCUUGAUACAUGUCUUGGAUGUGAUGGGAGAAAAUUUCUGUCAUAGCUUGUUCACUUUUGUCUGACUGAUCAAAAAAAUUUCAGCUCAUUUGUUAAUUUACAAUUGUGCACGUAACUUUUAAUGGCACUCCCGUAGACCAGGAACCAAACAAAAACAUUUUUUGAAAAAUCUUUAUCCAGUAAUAAAAAAAAAGUAUAUUUAAUUGGGUGCAUACACAGGAUCACCACAAUAAAUAGUUAACAUUAACCUUGCCUUCAAAUUACUUAUUUUGAGAUGGCGACACUAGCCUGUCCCCAUAUUUCAGUGUGAGCUUGUAGAUUUCCUCCCAAGACUGUCUAGACGUCUCCACGUGAGUCUCACAGCAUACACACCUGACUAUUGGAAUGUGUUUCAUUGGCGUGCGCUAAAGUGUGGUGUUGAUGAAAAUAGGUCGUCUGAACCUUAUUUUGCAGUGGCCUUCAGUACUUGGCUUCUAGAUUCCGUUGAUCAUCCAACAUUUAGACCCACAUGUAAAGGCCUGAAGAGAUUAAACUGAGCAGUUUAUUUUGAUCUUGUUUUAACUGCGAACAGAUAAAAAAAAAGUGAACAAACUGUAGAUGGCUAUGCUUCAUAGUCUCAGAUUAAUUUAUCUAACAAUGAAUAUGGUUGUUCUGAUAUAAAAAGAAAAGUUGUUGCUUGGUCAGUGAAAAUCUUGUGUGCUUACUGGAUUGUUAGACAGAUUACUGUGACAGGCUUAUCUUGGUCAGUAGAACCCCAACCCCCCCUCCACCCCCUCCACCCUUAGUAGAGCUUGUCCUCCCUCAGUUGAUGAUGUUGCCAGGGGCUUGCCUCAUUAGUUGUAUCCUGAAAUAGUUCUAAGUAUGUUUUGCCUCUUUCAAACAUAUUCUGUGUUAUGAUUUUUAUAAUGUCGGAGUGUGCGAGUGUUGUCCAUAUACGGAACUGUCAGCUUUGUUCUGUUAAUCCCUUGAUAUCCCUAGAAUCUAUGGGUGUAGGUGUGUGUGUGUGUGUGUGAGUGUGAGUGUGUGUGUGUUUGUUGUGUCUUCCAGAUGUGUUCUGCUGUGUACACUUCGACUGUUUGGGUCCGGUUUGACCUCUGAUGAUGUAUGUCGAAAGAAGAGCUACUGGAGACUCUAUCUUUUAUGAAAACCUGAAAUCCAUGAAAGGUCCAGCAUAUGUGCUGGUCUUUAUCACUAAAGGGACUCAGGUGGGUAGUUGGAGGGCACCAGUGGUCAGUCCUACUUCUUCUGUAUUCCUGUUUUGUUUCUGUAUAUCUACUUUGCUUUCCCCCCCAACAUUAAAUGACCACUCUUGUUUGUAUUGAUGUGUUUUUCUUAAUUCAAACUCAGAUUCAGGAAUUCAUGUCAGGGAGACACUUUAUCUUGCCAUGGUGACAACUCUUUCGUAAAAUCUGUUUGAGUUCUUUGUUGAGAUAAGGUUUGGGGGAAAGGAGGGAGGGUUUUUUUUGGGGGGGGUGGGGAGGGGGCACACAUGUGGGUCACUUGGUUCAUAGCCAUUGGUCUACUGUUCUUUAUCUUUGUUUCCGUUGCCUGUUGAGUUGUUUUUAAUGUGUUUGUGUCUAUCCCUCUCAAAGUUCAGUAAUGUGUAUACUGAAGUUCUACGUAUGUUACUAUUCUUUGCCUAUUGCCAUUCUACAGAUCUGUGAAGGAAGAUGAAUAAAUUGUUACUUGUAUUUCUUGAAGAUGCAAGAGUAUCGUAGCAAUAAUAUUUCCAAGAAUGGAAUUGCCGGCUUGUUUUAGGGGUGGCCUCUUUUUUUACCGCUGAAGGUUUUGUAAGGCUUAGAGAUGUUUGUUUUCUCCAUCACUGUCAUGUACAAAAUGUGCGGUACGUGCACGGAA